Messenger RNA from Daphnia pulicaria, 1626 nucleotides. RefSeq names its product multimerin-1-like. The record is from RefSeq and is a predicted model, not a curated record. NCBI's taxonomy places the organism in Eukaryota, Metazoa, Arthropoda, Branchiopoda, Diplostraca, Daphniidae. The coding region runs from base 144 to 1499 and encodes 451 amino acids. The transcript has 13 exons. Gene Ontology annotation, molecular function: protein binding.
UCCUCGUAGUGAAUGCGUGCGCAAAUUAUUUUCAAGUUUCAAAUCGAUCGAUCUGUACCUUCAUCAAGAGUUUUCAUCUUCCAUCGCAGAGCGUCUCCCAUAAAAAUAAGUAAAUUAAACAGGAAAAUAAAGAAGGAUCAAGGAUGCGUCCAGUGACAAUAUCUAUCACCUUCUUUGCUGUACUCACGACGCUUGCAACUACCUCUACGGCUUCUAACGAACAGAUUGAUUUAGCCACUAUAAAAUCCGCCAUUCAAAAAUUGGAGAAGGAAUCGAAAUCUCUGCAAGAUUUGGUAGGAAAAAUGGAUCUCAAAGAGACAUCAGACCGUCUAUCAACAAAUUCAGAGCUUUUAGAAGAAACGAAAGCAGAAAUCAAGAAUUUGAAGAAGGAGUUAACAGAAACAAAGGGUGUAGCUGAAAAGUUAAAGAUGGAAUUGGCCGACACAAAAAAAGAGUUACUCAAAAUUUCACAGGAUUUGACAAUUACGAAGAGUAAUCUUUUAAAUCAGUUGAAUGGUUUCCAAACAGAUACUAAUAAGGAGCUGAACGUCGUGAACACCACAAUACGUCAUUUGGCAAAGGAAAUUAAAGAUAUUUCGGUCGGUUUUGAAAAUAAGCAUUCCGCAUUAUCUUCAGAACUUCAAGUCACAGCUGCUAAUAUAACACAAGAUUUGCACGAAACUAACCUGAAAAUUGAUAUCACGACAUCAGUAAUGCUCAAAUUUGCGGAAUCUUCCCAACGAUCAGCUGCCGAAGCUAACAUCGCUUUAGAGAAUUUGACGGAAGAGUUACAAGGGAAACUUGAAGCCAAUAAGCAAGAGUUGGAAGAGGUUAAGAUCAAAGUUGGAAAUUUGACAACAGACUUGAAAGCUAGAACGAGCGAAAUAGUGGACAUUGGUCAUAUUCCUACAUCCUGUUCUGAUCUGCAACAAAUCGGAUACAAAACAAAUGGACUAUUUUCUGUGAUGGGAAACACAUCGGUGGAAACCGUUUACUGCAACUUCCAUGCCAAAGAAAAUGAUUUGCAAAAAUGGAUUGGAUGGAACGACAUCAAGUCGGUGCCGACCUAUUUCUACGCCACGAGAAUCACCCCAUUUUCGACGAUAAGAACUCCAAUUCCAUUCGACCUGGCCAAAGUCAACAUGGGAAACGCCAUGGAACUGGCGUCGGGGAAAUUCAGGGCACCGAGAUCAGGGAUUUACUUCUUUUCUUUCACGGGCCACGCCCUUUUCCCUCAAUCUGUCUCCGAGGUAGAAUUAGCGGUGAGUCUUUACCUGAACGGCAAUCGAGUCGGCUGGGCGGAGGUAGAAGAAACCAACACCUCCGAUGGCCAAUUUAGUCCGUUGACCCUCCAGUCGACCAUCAACUUGAAGGCGGGCGAUCAAAUUUGGCUGCAGAUCGUGUCCAUUUCAGAAGGGACGGUCCUAUUCAACGCACGAAAUCAUUACACUCAUUUCACAGGGUGGAUGUUGGAGGAAGAUAUUGUUGCGUCACUGUGAAUAAAUAUGUACAUCGUCAAGUGACUGAAGCAAAUGUGGCAAUAUAAAAUUACAAGCAGCAAUAAUCUUAAUGAAAAUAACACGACACUCUGUACUACAAUUCUCCGAAAUACAAGCUGACAAAAUA